This is a messenger RNA of Argiope bruennichi, 27534 nucleotides long. Its product is annotated as microtubule-actin cross-linking factor 1-like. Gene Ontology annotation, biological process: intermediate filament cytoskeleton organization; wound healing. The record is from RefSeq and is a predicted model, not a curated record. Lineage: Eukaryota; Metazoa; Arthropoda; Arachnida; Araneae; Araneidae. Bases 33 to 26633 code for a protein of 8866 amino acids. Gene Ontology annotation, cellular component: cytoskeleton; membrane; intermediate filament. Gene Ontology annotation, molecular function: microtubule binding; structural molecule activity; calcium ion binding. The transcript has 87 exons.
AGUCUCAGAUUCGUUACCCUCCGUGAAGGGUCAUGCAAUCCUCGAGCAGCGAUCGCCGCAGCCGUGUCAUGUCCUCCCAGCCGGGAGAAUCAACAGUUCGAACCCGAGUCGUUUCUUCCCGUGUGGAAUCGGGGGAUCCGUCCGGUCGGACCCGUGUUAUGACCACACGAGAAGAGUCAAGCGAGCCCAUUGUCCGCACCACUCGGGUUGUCACUUCCCGAGAGGGGUCGGGCCCUACUGUCCGAACGACCCGUGUUACAACAUCCCGUGAGGGAUCGAGUGAGCCCGUCGUUCGAACGACGACCCGUACUACAACGUCCCGAGAUGAGCCUAGUGAACCUAUAGUUCGCACGACUAUGACCCGUACCAUAACGUCCCGAGAAGAAUCCAGUGAACCUAUAGUCCAGACCCGAAUUAUAACAUCCGGCGAACCAGUAGUGAGAACCCGUGUCGUAACAAGUAGAGAAGAAUCCAGUGAACCUAUUGUCCAAACCCGUAUCAUAACUUCGGAACAGAAAUCUGGCGAGCCGAUUGUUCGAACCCGAGUUGUCACAUCACGCCAGGAAUCUGGUGAGCCCGUGGUUCGAACCCGUAUCGUAACGUCAGAGGAGAAGUCUGGAGAACCUAUAGUUCGAACCCGUGUCAUUACGUCAGAGGAGAAGUCCGGGGAGCCUAUAGUUCGAACCCGUGUCAUUACGUCAGAGGAGAAGCCCGGGGAGCCUAUAGUUCGAACCCGAGUAGUGACAUCGCGCCAGGAAUUUGGAGAGCCGUUGGUUCGAACCCGCGUCGUAACCCGGGAAGAAUCUGAUGGUGUUGCAUCCCCCGAGAAGACAACUAAAAGUUCAGGAGAAUCUCGCACUGUUCACACCACUCGUGUGGUCAAGCAAGUGAGCUCCUCUUCACCUGGUAAUAAUAAAACGGUCACCGAAACUACGGUCACCUCCUCCAAGGCUGCCCCACAGGUGCGAACUGUCACUCGAACCACUACAAAACUGGUCUCUUCACCCUCCAAGAAAACGAAGAUUUCUGACAUUAUUACUGGUGCAUCUGAUGCAACUGUCACUGCACGAGAAGCCCUUCUUAAAUGGGCUCAGAGAACUACAGAACGUUAUCCAGGUGUUAGGAUUACUGACUUUACCAGCAGCUGGAGAGAUGGUCUGGCAUUCAAUGCUAUACUUCACAGAAACAGACCCGAUAUACUGGACUUCAAGUCAUUGAGGUCAAGAAAGGCUAAAGACAAUUUGGAACUGGCGUUUUCUUUAGCUGAAAAGGAAUUUGGAAUUACCAGAUUGCUUGAUGCCGAAGAUGUAGACACUCCUGAACCAGAUGAAAAAUCUAUAAUUACAUAUAUUUCGUCUAUGUAUGACGUUUUUCCUGAACCACCUGCUUAUCACCCAUUUGCUGAUGAUGAGAAAAAUCGGAAAGUUGAUGAAUAUAAGGAUCUUGCUCAAAGUUUGUUAACAUGGAUGAAGGACACUCUAGACGCUUUCAAGAAUCAGAAAAUGUUUAAAACUUUGAUAGAUAUGAAGGGUUUGUUGUUGGAAUCUUCCAAAUUUCGAUCUGACGAAUUACCAAAACGACUACGUGACAAGCAAAGGCUCUCUCAUUUGCACCGAGAUAUUCAGAAACUUAGUCGUCAUACUAGUCAUGUUGACUUCCCAAAAGAAUUAACUAUUGAAGAAUUAGAAAAAAUAUGGAAUCAAGUUACUUCUGCAUUACAAGAAAGGGACCAAAAAAUUAAGGAUGAAAUAUGCAGAUUAGAGAAGUUGCAGCGGCUGGUUGACAAAUAUAACAGGGAGUGCAAAAUCUGUGAUGGAAAACUAGAUGAUGUAGAAAAACGCAUAUCAGAGGAAGAAAAAAGAAUUCAAAGACUUCACUUCGUUGAUGCAAAGCACAACUGUGACCAAAUUGAAAAUGACCUUAAAUCUAUCGAUGAAAUUUUGAAGUCAUUACAAAAGGAUUAUAUUGUAUUUGAAGAUAAAAAUUAUCACCAAACAGCCGAUCUGAAACUCAAGUUGGAAAAUUUAAAAGAGAAAUAUCAACAUUUGAAAACAGUUUAUCAGACUAAUUUGUUAGUAUUACUUACAGACAGAUCAGAGAAAAAUAUUAAUAUAAAAAAGAAUGUCAAACAAAGGAAUGUAUCUCCUGAGAAAUCAACUGAAACUAGUAAACAAGUUUCAUUAUUUAAAGAAUACCUUGACUGGAUUGAGAAAAAACAAAAACGUGUUGAAACAAUAGAAUUUGGGACAGAUUUUCAGUCUGUUAAGAGCAAUCUAGAACAAAUGAAGGCAGAAACUAAAGCAAUUGAGCAGUAUAGGAAGAAAAUUACCUCAAUGUCGGCACAAAAGAGCUCUAAAGACACCGAUAAUGCCGAAGAAAUAUUUAAAAUUGAAACCAAAUUUGAAGCAUUAGUUAGCUAUUCGUCUAAAAAGCAACAAGAAUUGGAAACUUUACUAGAUUUUGUACAGUCAGCUUCUAGGGAGCUGAAAUGGAUGGCUGAUAAAGAAGAAGCUGAAAUUAUGCGUGACUGGAGUGCCAAGAAUUUAAAUCUUGCUGAAUUGGAACUUCACCAGGAGACUUUGACUAGUGACUUAGAGAAACGAGAGAUUCAGUUCAAUGCUAUUCAGAGUAGAGGAGAAAGUUUGUUGCUGCAAAACCAUUCUGCUUCCAAAGUUAUUGAAGGGUUUUUGAAAAACAUGCAGAAUCAGUGGUCAUCACUCUUACAACUCGCAUUUUGCUUAGAGAUUCAUUUGCGCUAUGCUCAAACAUAUCAUCAGUUUUUCAAAGAAGCCCGUGAAUGUGAACAGUUUAUUAAAAAGACCGAGGAAAGAUUAAAUACAACAUUUAACAAAUCUGUGAAUUCAAUCGACGAAGGAGAGCGAUAUUUGAAGCAAAUGGAUGUACUUAAGGAAGAUCUUUCUAAGUACAAUGACAUAAUUUGCAAUUUGGUUCAACAAUCCGGUGAGAUUCUACCCUUAAAGCAAAGGAAAUUACAACCGUCCAAACCAUUAUCCAUUACAGCCAUAUGUAACUACAAAUCGCCUGAUUUUCUCAUUUCUAAAGAUGACAAGUAUCUAUUGAAAGAAAUAUCGCAUCGAAUGACGUGGAAGGUAACUUCAUCAAAUGGAAAAGAUGGUACAGUUCCAAGUGUAUGUUUUAUUAUACCACCACCAAAUUCGGAAGCAAUCGAGUUAGCACAAAGUCUGAAAAAACGUUAUGAUGACCUCUUAUUAAUAUGGACUCAAAAAAAGAAGAAAUUACGUCAAAAUCUCAUUUUAACGACCAUUAAAGUCGUGAAAACUUGGGAUAUAUCGCAUUUUCGCAGUAUGGAUGUGGCUCAGAGAGAAUCAAUAAUGAAUGCAUUAAAUGCAGAUGCCCAAAAACUCAUUAGCGAAGGUGCUGAAUCAGAACCAGCAUUAAUGAAAUUGAAGCAAGAGAUGGAACAAUGUAAUGUCAUGUUCGAUUCGUUGGUGAAAAAACUCACUGAGGACGAAACUGUAGCUGAAAAAUCUCCUAAAAGUUCAGGAAGAAAACUUUCUGAUACAAUUAUGGGGCUACAAAAUAUCUUAAAUGAGAAAGAGAAGUUUUUGAAAAAUAAAUUACAUGCACCUAUCGGAUUGGAUUUAGAUACACUGGAAAAUCUUGUGAUCGAGCAUAAAGACUUUGAUAUUAACCUAAGAGCAUUGGAAGAUCAGAUAAAUGAAACCAUUCAAUCUUUUAAAAAUACCAAUAAAAAGACUACAGCCUUACAGAUGAAAUAUGAUACCCUGGUUCAAACCUGGGAUAGAAUAUGGGAGCUUUCUAAUUUGUAUAUUGAAAAAUUGAAAACUGUGGAAGUCUGCAUUCAUCGAUUAAAUGAAGCCACACAAACAGUGUCGAACAUAGAAGUAAAAUUAGCAUCUUGCCAUAAUAUGUCAUCAGAUUUAGUAGAUUUACAAAAAGUCCACGAUGAUCUUCUAUCAUUUCAAGAAGAUAUGCAAGCUUCCCAAAGUAUCAUUGAUGAUGCACAAGAAUCAUCUAGAAAACUGAGAGAAUUAAUGGUACGGAUUAGAACAAAGCAAGCUAGUCAUAGUGACGUAAACAAGUAUGAAAACGAUUUAAAGAAACUUGUAACUAGAUGGGAUAAUGCCAAAUCUCAGAUUGUCGAAAGAUUAAGAAGUUGUGGCGCUUCCUCUGAAUUACUUAGAACUUAUCAAAGUAAAAUUGAAAAAGAUGGUGUUUGGAUUUCUCAAACUACCGUAAAAUUGAACAGCCUAAAGACAGUUAAGAAAAUGACCACAAAAGAAAUUGAAUUGACUGUAGAACCCUCAAUGAAUUUGUACUCCUCAAUCGCUGAAAAAAGUUCCUCUUUUGAAGAGACAAAUGCUCUUGGAGCUAGGUAUAUAAGGGAAGCAAAGAUAUAUGACCUCAGACUGAAGCAUUACAAAGAAAAUUUAGAAGAGGAGCAUCCUAGUCUGGAUGCCAGCCUUCAAAAGAGUACUACUGUUAUUUCUGGAGCUGAUGCAGUUGAAAGAGAAUUAGACCAUUUGAAUCAUCAAUAUUCAACUUUAAUGCAGACUAUUUUAGAUUAUCUAGAAGAACUGAAAGAGGCUUUUACUGUGCAGCAGAGGGAAAAGUGGCUCUCGAUCAUCUCCAAUGCUGCACCAGUUUCUUUGAGGACAUUUACAUCUUUUAUCAACCAAGUACCCUCUAGCGAUCAGCUAGUUUCAGAAUAUGAGAUUCACUUAAAACAGACAGAAAUUCUACCAGUUCAAUCCCAAUAUGGUGAAAAAACAGAUACAGGUUUCUCGUUUCUUACUAAGGACGAAAAUAAUUUGCAGGAAAUAGAAAAGACUGUGGAUUCUAAGAGACGGAUAUCCAACGUCAGUGAGUCUCUUGAAUAUGAGUGUAUAUGUGAAAUUAACGGAAUUUAUAAUCCUAUCUUGGAAAAAAUGGUGUCUCUACAUGAGGCAGUUGAGCAAAGUAUUGUAAGUUGUGAAAAUAAACAAAUAACUGAUUUAAGAACAGGAAGAAGAAUGUCUCUUGAUGAAGCAGUUGCAAAAGGCUUUAUUGACAAAACACUUCAUAACAAUAUAGUCACUAAAUGUGGCAUAUAUUUUCCUGGAACGAAAGAGGAACUAUCUAUAAUUGAGGCUAUGCAGAAAGGCUUGUAUGAUUGUAAAAAAGGAACACUUUUAAAUCCUCAAGAUAAGAGACCAGUCACUCUGACUGAUGCAUUUCAUCUUGGUAUUAUAAAAAAAUCAGGCAUGAAAAAUCUCUUAGAUAAGAAAAUAAUUAAAACUAAAAACCUUUCUAUUGCCGAGGCCAUUGAAAGGGAAUUUUUGGAUCCUAAAAGUGGAUUAUUUCGCGAGCCUUUGACAAAUCGCACUAUUGAUUUUAAGACCGCUGUCUCCAAAGGAUGCAUUAACUUAAUUUCUGCUACUGAUGUCGGUUGUGGAAUAACUCUUGCUGAUGCAGUUGACCGUAAUAUGGUACAUAAUCAAUCUGGUCAAAUUUUAGAUCAAGAUUCUGGCGAAAAAUAUACUACCGAUGAAGCUAUUUCGAAAGGUAUUCUUAGGUGUGAUGUUCCCGAAAUUGUUGAUGUUAAAAAAUGCGAAUUGUUAAAUCUUAAUCAAGCAUUAAAGAUUGGUAUACUGAAUGCACAAAGUGGAAGAUUCAUUGAUAGUGAUACUUUAAAGCAGUAUUCUUUUACUGACGCUAGGAAACAAAACUUCAUAUGGAAACCUUUGACUCUUAAAGAUGCAUUUGAAAAAGGUUUAAUUAAAAACGAUUCUAUUAAGAAUCCUAUUACUGGAGAAUUUCUAUCAAUACUAGAAGCGUUAUCGUGUGGAAUUCUAGACAGUGAGCUGAAAUGUAUCGUAGAUCCUGAAUUAAAUGAAUUAUUAUCGCUUCCCGAGGCCUUAUGCAGAGGCAUCAUUUUACCAAAUGGCACAUAUUCUGAAAUUGGAUCAAAUCGUUAUUUGACACUUUCAUCAGCUGUCGAAGACGGCUUAAUUACUUCAGUUAUGCAUAAAACAAUAUUUGAUGUUGAAGGAAUCAAAGAUGAGAAGACAAAUGAAAUGGUUAGUUUCAAUAUUGCAUUGGACAGGAAUAUAAUAGAUUUAAAUCAAGGAGUGUAUAAAAAUAACUUGACAGGGGUAUGUUGCACUUUAGAAGAAGCUGUAUCUAAAGGACUUAUACAACAUCAAAUAUAUGACAUGCUUACCAAACCUAUUGGUAUCAUGGAUGGGACUAAGGAGCUUAAUCUUAUUGAAGCCUGUAAAAAAGGUUAUAUUGAUAGUAAGACUGGUCAUUUGAGGGAACCUAAAUCAAAAAAAGUGUUAUAUAUGAAAGAGGCAAUUGAAAAAGACAUUAUAACACAUGAAGGAGCAGCUCUUUUAAAAGGAUUGUUAAAUAUAACUGUGACAAUGGCAAGUGUUACCCGAAGUAUUACAAGAUAUGUCGAUUCUUUAAAUGGUAUUGAACAGGAUGUUGAUUCUGCUGUUGCUCAAAAUAUUAUUCAUGAUAUAUUGAAGAAAGACGCUGACACAAUAACAAAGUUGUCAGAAGAAUUAGAAUCCACUCCUGAAAUGGAUAUUUCUGUUAGAGGGAGUCAAGCAAAACAACCCUCUCUUUCAGAUAACACUGUACUAGAAAUCUCAGAAAGUCCCUCUUAUACUAAUUAUUUCGACAUGCAUAAAGAUGAUGGUGCCGAUUCUGACUAUAAUAAUAUUUCAUUUUGUACAAAGAGGAUUUCUUCGCCUAUAAAAGUUUCUGAAAGCAUCUCAACACAAAUGAACGAUACAGUUGUUACGAAUCGUUGGAUUGAUUCUAUUUCAGAAAAGGAUGCAAAAGACGAAAAUAUUGACAUGAAAAGCGGUUUGCAACAGAACCAAACUAGUCUAAGUGUUCAAGUCUUAGAAUUGCCCCCAGAUGGCUGGUAUUUGCAAGAUGCUAUCAAUAAAAAGCUUUUUGAUCCUCAAACUGGAUUAUUUACGGUCCCUGGUACUGAUCGCUUAGUUUCAUUUGAAGAGACUGUAAAAAUGGAAAUUAUAAAUCCAAGAUCGGCAAGUGUUGUUGUGCCUAAAACAAAACAAACUGUGUCUUUGGAUUCUGCUUUGGAAAUGAAGAUCUUAGAUUCCACUGGAAGUUAUAAUAAUAAAACUGGUGGUAAAAUAUCGAUGCAAAAUGCCAUUGAUAAGAAACUUAUAAUUUUUAUAGAACCAAUGCAAAAUCAAAGAGACGCUUUUAUGUUCCUUGAUGACAUCAAUAUUGAAAAUUCAGGAUAUCAUAUUUCAAACACAGUUAGUGAAACUUGCCCUUCUAAAAUGAUUAGUAAAUUACCAGUUAAAUCUGGAUUCUGGCCAGAACAGAAGUGUAUCAUUUUACAAAAAAUGCCUAAGAAGAUAAUAUCUCCUAAUGAUGCUGCUAUGGAUGGACUAAUUGAUUUUGAAACUGCUAAACUUUUAAAUGCCUUAAGCGUCAAAAUAACACCUGAAAAACUUUCUCCAAUACCUGAUGAUGAAAAAUGUGGUAAAAUCCCAGAUUAUAAGAAGGGGGAGUAUGUAUCUAUUCGGGAGGCAUUUGAUCUUAGAUUUAUUGAUAAUGAAUCAGGGAAAUUGCUCGUACCAGUUGGACGCUCGUUAAGUAUUAACGAAGCUUUUAAUCAGGGAUUAAUCAAUGAUUUAUCAGGCAAAGUUAUUCAUCCAGAAAGUGGUUCUGAGCUUACUAUUGAGGAGGGUAUUAUGUGUGAUAUUAUUAAUCCAUACUCUUUUUGUAUUGAUCCAGUUACUAUGAAUGAAAUAACUCUUUCAAAUGCAUUGCAGAAAGGCAUAAUCGACUCUAGCACUGGUGAAAUAAUUUCUUUUGAAGGAAAAAUUUCUCUUAUUGAAGCUGUGAAUAAAAAUCUUUUUAAAGCCGUUGAAUACCCUUUCAAAUGCCCACCAAUGUUAGCUCUUACUUUUCCUACUGCUCUACAAUUAGGCUGCAUUGAUGUAGAAAAGAAGGAAUUUAUUCACCCACGUUCAAAUAAAAGAAUUCCUAUUCAAAAGGCUUUUGAAAGUUCUGAACUUUUAGCAAUUCCUGUACAACCGCAAAGAGAAUACUUCCUAUUAGAUGAUGCCUUGAAUAAAAAGUUAAUAAACCCUAAAAAUUGUACUUUUCAGCACCCUGUUACUGGAAUAAUAACUGACGUGCGGGAAGCAGUUCAGUCUGGUCUUCUUGUUAUGAAACCAGCUAGACUUACUAGUAUUUCAUCUUCAAUAUUAACUCAGAUGGAGACUUCUGAGAAAGAGUUUUCUAUCACAAAAGAUGGUAUAAUGGAUAAUUAUUCAUUAUCUCAUUCAAUAAAUAAUAUGUGUGGUAUGCCUUUCUAUACCGCCAUAGCUGAGGGCUGUGUAAAUUUAGAUUUAGGAUUGUUUUUUGAGAAAACAACAGAGAAAACGUACACCAUAACUGAUGCUCUAAGACUACAACUGCUUCAGCCUUUUAGUAUGGUUACAAAUACUGAUGAUAAAUACUCUCUUUCCCAUGUAUUCUUAGAUUUAUUUGAUGAUAAUACAGAAAAAAUAAUUAUACCGGAUUCACGAGAUCUUGUUUCUUUUGAAUAUCUUGUUAAAAAUAAUUAUAUAAAUGUAGAUACUCUUUUGUAUAUAAUAAAUGACAAGGCAGUUGUAUCAUUAAAAGAUGCAUUAAAUAAGAAUAUCAUUGAUUUAAAAACUGGUUGCUAUAUUGGAGCGUCUAGUGGGAACUUGAUAAACAUUAAAAAAGCAGCUAAAUUAGGAUAUGUGGCAUUUAUUGAUGCACCAGUAUUACCAAUUGGUAAUUUUCUUAGCGAAAUUGAACCAUUAUCUGUUGAUUCAAUUUCUAAAAAGACUAUUGUACAUAGACCAACUUCAUUGCCAUUAGAUUCCAGUAUAUUAGACCAAAAGACUCCAGAUUCAGAAAAUAUUUCCCCAGAUAUGAAAAAAGAGAGUGACAAUCGUGGAAAAACGACUACUGAAUCGAAAUAUAUGAAAUAUGAUAAUGAUAAAUCAAAAGGACAAAAAGAUGCAUCGGCACCGUAUUCAUCAAAGCGGCCAAAGGUAGAUAGUAAAUUACCUGAUUCUGGUAGUCCUGUACCGAAAACGAAAGUAAAUUCUAUAGAAUCUUCUGAAAGUCCAAAUUUUGCUAAAGGGAAUAUUGAUGCAAAAUCAGUUAUUCAUAAAACUCGUUCAUCUCCUUCACGAUCGAAAUCACCUAUCAAAAUCCAAUCAAAAGCGCCAAGUAAAAGAUCGAUAUCGCCUACUAAAAUCGCUACAAUCGACAAAACUCGAAAUCUUCCAAGCGACAAAAAUCUCUCGGAAAAAGAAGAAUCUUCCAAUCUAAGUAGUGAAUACAUUUCUAAAUCUAUAAAAUUUGAAUCAAAAGCAUUUGUUACCUCUGUCACAGAAAUGAGCUCAAAUACAACCACUAUAAACAAUGACAAAAUAUCAACGAUUACAAGAACUUCUAAAGAAAUAUCUUCAAUUACUGACCAAAAGAGUCCAUCUGAAGAAUUAAGUUUUAUCAGCAAACAGGAUAAGACAGAUAAAACUGUGUCUGGUUCUACUGAUGACAUUUCUGUUAAAUCGGAACAUGAACAUGUGAUGCAUGAUUCACCAGAAGUUGCCUUUGAAAACGUUUCAAGUAAAUAUAAAGAUACCCCUGUACUUAAAGAAAAGCAUUUUCAACCGGAUCAUACAUUAAAAAAUGAAGAGAAACGUGAUCAACCACUUAAGAGAGAUAAUAAAUCCCCUAUCAAAGAUAGAGAAUCAGUAUCCCUAUCAACAGUUAUGCAUUUGACUAAGGAUACUGAUGAGAAUGAAACACUAUAUAAGAGUUCGACUUUACUUGAAAGUGAAUCACACAUUGAGUGUUUAAAAUUUUCUCCCGAUAACGACUCUAAUAUAUCAAAAGAGGAAUAUCAAGUAUCUUAUGAAAAAGUUUGUGUAGACUUAGAUGAAUAUUCAUAUUCCAAUGAGAGAAUUGAUGAAUCAACUGAAAAAGAACCUGUAUUUCAAAGUGAAGGAAAUUUACCAAACGAAAUUAAGUUAAAGCAAGCCGCAAAUGAAAAUGAAUCUCUUUUAAAAGAGUUUAAAUUGCCGAAAGGAAAUGAAUCAUUAACGAAAGAUGCUGGAUCAUUUAAAGAUGAUAAGUCAACAUCCAUAAUUUUAUCGGACAGGAAGGCUGAAAUGUCCACAAAAGAGAUGAAAUUGCCAUCGAAAGGCUUUCCAAUGGAGCAGACUGAAUUGCCAGUGAGAAAAACAAAAUCUCCUUCAAAAGAAUUACCUUUCAAAGAAACUCAAUCAACAUCUUCUAGAAAAGUAUUUGUGGUAGAGUCUAAAUCAUUAAAAGACAUUGAUUCACCAUCAGAUAUAUCUGAAUUGCCUCAGAGAGAAAUUGUUACAUUGUCGGAAGAGAUACAUUUCCGAGAUAAUGAUUCAUCUGUUCAAGAAACCGAACCAACAUCAAAUGAUUUUAAGUCUUCAACCGUAGUUUUACCGAGAGAGACUGGUUCUCUAACAUAUGUGGAUAAAUCUCCCUCAAAAGAACUGCCAUCAGAUCCAACUCCUUCGUCGAUAAAAGCAUUACCAAUAAAAUCGCCCCUACAAGAAUCGGCCGAAUCACUACCAAAUGAAAUAAAGUUCACACCUGCCCCGUCUAAAGACUUACCAGUGAUAAAACCUGGAUCGCCUUUUAAACAGACAGAAAUGCCAUCAAAUGAUAAAAUGCCAAAGGAAGAAUUACAAAAGGAAUCAACACCGCGAACAAGAGAAGUUAAAUCCCCCUCCAAAGAAAGUAAAUCUCCCGAAAAGGGAAUCAAAUCACAGAUAAGCGAAAGAAAAUCGCCAGAUAACUCUAUCGUAUCUUUCCAAGAAGAAACUAAAACGCCAAGAGAAAUAAAAUUUGCAGAAAAAAAUGGAAAGUCUACUCCGAAGAAAAUAAAAUCGCCUGAAAGAGAAAGUUCUAAAUCGUCAGAACUAGAGAGCAAAUCACCAUCAAGAGAAGUCACAUUGCCAGAAAAGAGAGGCAAAUCACCAACGAAGGAAAUCAAAUCGCAUGAAAAAGGAAGUAAAUUGUCAGAAGGAGAAAUCCAGAUUCCAGAAAAGACAAGUAAAUCACCUAUAAGAGAAACCAUAUCCCCGGAGAAAGAAAUCACACAAACAGCUAGAAACACUAAAUCCCCUAUAAAGGAAAUUCAACCCCAAACGAGAGAAAAGAAACCCUCAGAAAAGGAAGUCGCACCACUUGCAAGAGGUACCAGAUCUCCUGUAAAAGAUAUUCAGCUCCAAACAAGAGAAAUCAAACCAUCAGAAAAAGAAAUUAAAUCUCCUUUUGGUGAUAUUCAAUCUCCAGAAAAAGUAAGUAGAUCGCCAGUAAGAGAUGUCGAAUUUUCGAAGAAAAGAAGUAAAUCACCAGUAAAAGAUAUCGAGUCUCCAGAGAAAGAAAUUAGAUCUCCAGUAAGUGAUAUCGGGCCUUCAGAUAAAGGAAGUAAAUCACCUGCAAGAGAUAACAAAUUUCCGAAGAAAGAAAGUAAAUCGCCAUUAAAGGAUAUUAAAUCUGCGGAAGAAGAAAUUGAAUUUGAUACUGUAAGUGAUAUUAAGUCUCCAGAAAAAGAAAUUAAAUCGCCUGUAAGUAGUAUCGAGUCUUUAGAAGAAGAAAUUAAAUCACCUAUAAGUAAUAUCGAGUCCCCAGACGAAGAAAUUAAAUCUCCUGUAAGUAAUAUUAAGUCUCCAACGAAAGGAAGUAGAUCACCUGUAAGGGAUAUCAAAUCUCCAAUGAGAGGAAAUAAAUCACCAGUAAAAGAUAUUGAGUCUCCAGGAAAAGAAAUUAAAUUCCCUGCAAGUAAUAUCAAAUCGCCACAAAAAGAAAUUAGAUCUCCAGCAAGUGAUAUUGAAUCUCAAAGAAGAGAAAGUAAAUCACCAAUAAAGGAACUCAAAUCAUCACAAAACGAAAGCAAAUCUAUUGUCGAUCAUGAACCACCAACAAAGGAAAGUACAUUACCAGCAAGAGAUAUCAAAUCACUUGAAAAAGAAAGUCGAUUGCCAAUAAAAGAAAUAAAAUCACCUGAAAAAAUAGAAAGUAAAUCACCAGUAAAAGAUAUCAAAUAUCCAGAAACAGAAAGUAAAUUACCAGGUCAAGGGAAAAGAUCACCAAUAAGAGAGACCAUAUUUCCAGAAAAGGAAAGUAAUUUGCUAUCUAUAAAAACUAAAUCCCCUGACAAAGAAGAUAAACCCCCAAUGAUAGGAGUCAGACCUAAACAUGAAACUAAAUCCCCAUCAAAAGAAGAUAAAACGCCGGAAAGCGAAAGCAAAUCUCCAUCAAGAGAAAUCAUAUCUCCAGAAAGAGGCAGUUAUUCCCCAGUAAGAGAUGUCACAUCUCCAGUAAGAGAAAGAAUGUCGCCUGUACGAGAGGUCAAAUCGCAAGAAAGAGAAAGAGUAUCGCCAGUAAGGGAGGUUAAAUAUUUGGAAAGAGAAAACACAUCUUCAGGAAGAGAAAUUAAAUCUCCAGAAAGGGUUGGUAUAUUGUCAUCGGCAGAAGUCAAAUCUGCGGCAAGAGAAAGUAAAUCACCAACAAAAGAUAUCAAAUCUCCUGAAAGAGAAAGUAAAUCACCAACAAAAGAAAUCAAAUCUCCGGAAAGAGAAAGUAAAUCACCAACAGAUGUCAAAUCCCCAGAAAAAGAAAGUUAUUCGUCUAUAAAAAAAGCCCCAUCAUCAGUAAAAGAAAGUGUAUCGCCAGUAAGAGAGGUCAUAUCUCCGGAAAGAGAAAAUAUAUGGCCAAUAAGAGAGGACAAAUCUCCAGAAAAAGUUGGUAAAGCUCUAGUAAAGGAAAUCGAAUCACCAGAAAGAGAAAGUAAAUCACCAUCAGAUGUCAAAUCUCCAAAGAAAGAAAGUUAUUCACCUGAAAGAAGAGUUUCAUCUCCAGAAAAAGAAAGUAAAUCACCUGAAAGAGAAGCCGAAUCUCCAGAAGAAGAAAAUAAAUCACUCGUAAGAGAAAUAAAAUAUCCAGAAAAAGAAAGUAAAUCACCCGUAAGAGAAGUAAAAUCUCCUGAAAAAGAAAGUAAAUCAUCCGUAAGAGAAGUAAAAUCUCCAGAAAAAGAAAGUAAAUCACCCGUAAGAGAAGUAAAAUCUCCAGAAAAAGAAAGGAAAUCACCCGUAAGAGAAGUAAAAUCUCCAGAAAAAGAAAGUAAAUCACCCGUAAGAGAAGUAAAAUCUCCAGAAAAAGAAAGUAAAUCACCCUUAAGAGAAGUAAAAUCUCCAGAAAAAGAAAGUAAAUCACCCAUAAGAGAAGUAAAAUCUCCAGAAAAAGAAAGUAAAUCACCCAUAAGAGAAGCAAAAUCUCCAGAAAAAGAAAGUAAAUCACCCAUAAGAGAAGUAAAAUCUCCAGAAAAAGAAAGUAAAUCACCCGCAGGAGAAGUAAAAUCUCCAGAAAAAGAAAGUAAAUCACACGUAAGAGAAGUAAAAUCUCCAGAAAAAGAAAGUAAAUCACCCGUAAGAGAAGUAAAAUCUCCAGAAAAAGAAAGUAAAUCACCCGUAAGAGAAGUAAAAUCUCCAGAAAAAGAAAGUAAAUCACCCGUAAAAGAAGUAAAAUCUCCAGAAAAAGAAAGUAAAUCACCCGUAAGAGAAGUAAAAUCUCCAGAAAAAGAAAGUAAAUCACCCGUAAGAGAAGUAAAAUCUCCAGAAAAAGAAAGUAAAUCACCCGUAAGAGAAGUAAAAUCUCCAGAAAAAGAAAGUAAAUCACCCAUAAGAGAAGUAAAAUCUCCAGAAAAAGAAAGUAAAUCACCCAUAAGAGAAGUAAAAUCUCCAGAAAAAGGAAGUAAAUCUCCCGUUAGAGAAGCCAAAUCUCCAGAAAAGGAAAGUAAAUCACCAGUUAAAGAAAUCGAAUUUCCGUUAAGCAAAUCACCAACAAAAGAAAGUAAAUUGCUCGACAGAGAAUUCGAUACGCACGAGAAAGAGAGAAAGUUACCAGAGAGAGAAAUUAGAGUGCCAGAAAAGAUAAGUAAAUCACCAGUUAGAGAAAUCAAACCUACAGAAAAACAGAAUAAGUCACCAGAAAGAGGAAUAAAAUUAUCCUCAGGAGAAACUAAACCUGCAACCGACACUCAGUCACCAGUAAAAGAAAAUAAAUAUCCUGUAAAGGAAGCCAAAUCCCCAAUUAAACAAGAUAGGUCUCCAUCAAAAGAAGUUAAAGCACCAGUAAAAGAGGCUAAAACUCCAUCAAAAGAAAUUAAAUCUCAGACUAGAGAAGCAAAAUUGCCUAAAGAAUCACUCGUUGCGGAUUCUGAACUGUCACCUGGAGACUCUAAGCUAUCCCGUGGAAAAAAUAAGCCAACAAUGAGACAUUCCCCAUCAGAAAUUAAAGAACCAAUUAGAGAAAAAUCAUCACCAACAAGAACAUUUAAAUGUGACUCUAAAUCACCAGUAGCAGAAACUAAAGAAAUCCCAAGAGAAAUUUGUUCUCCUGGGAAAGAUGUUAAACCCUCAUCAGGAGAAAUUAAACCAUUCGAAAGAGAAACCAUAAUAUUUGAAAAUAAAGUUAAAUCUCCAUUAAAAGCGACAGCAGAACCAACAACACAAACCAAAUCUAAGAAAACUGCAAAAGAAGCAAAAUCCUUUAAUAAAGAUGCUGAGCUACAAGAAACCGUUGAAUCUCCUGUAAAAGGAACGAAAUCACGAACGCCUGAACGCAUAAGUACGAAAGAGACCAUUAUUAUCGACCGAAAUAUUAAAGCUACUACAUUAGAAAGAAAGACACCAGAAAAAGAGAACAUAUCUUUUGCCGGGAAGUCUGAGCAGACACUAAGAAAAAUAAAUGAAAAUGUCACAGAUGCUUCACAUGCACCUGAAGGAAUACCUGUGACUAAUGUUAGUGAAAAGUUUCUCUAUACUUCUAAAAAUUCUAUUUCUUUAACACUUUUUAAAUCUCAAACAGUGCCUGAAGCCACUGAAAGAAUAAUCAAAUCAGAUAAAAUUCCUGAUUCCAGAGAAUCUGAAAAUCUCAGCAGUCCUGACAAAAUUGAUGAUCAGAAUUAUCAUGUAUCUCACUCUGAUUUUAACUUCAAAGAAUACUACACAGAAUUUACUGAAGAAAUAGUGUCAAGCCUUCCUCGCAUCUCCGUCAGAGAAGCUUUAGCAGCUGGUGUUGUUGAAACAGAUACUUGCAGUAUAUUGAUUAAUAAUAAAAAGAUGCAGUUACAGAAAGCAAUUGAAGACAACUUAAUAUCUUCUGAUACUAAUCUUUCGAUCAUUAGCAAAAACGAGGUCACUUUGUCAGAUGAUCAACCGAUUAACAUGCCUGCAGAACUCAAUUCUGCUGCUGUGGAAGAAAAUUAUAAAAUAUGCGAAGAAAAUACCAGUAAACUUGAAGCGUGGAUGAAAGAUAUUGAAGAUAAACUUGCUGACCUUGGUGUGAUUGAAGAACAUCUUCCUGGUCUUCAGCUCCAAAUAUCUACUGUAAAGGUGCUUAAAGAAGAACUUGAAAGUAAGCAAAAUCUGAUAACCACUUGUCUUGAUCAAAUGCGACAGUUAGCACAGAGAGGUCUUGAAGUUUUGACUAAAGAAGAAAUAAAUUAUCUUCAGAAGAAUUUAAUCUCCCUUCGAAGGCAUUAUGAUUCUUUAGUAAAUGAAUGUGAUAGAUUGCUGAAGCGUCUGACAUCGGCUUUUGAAGAACUGCAGAAAUAUAAGUCUGAAGUCAAAAGUCUGAAAGAAUGGUUAAAUGCAGCACAGCGAGAAUUUUCCGUAAUACAGUCUUCAAUGGGGGCCUUAAAUAAAUUGGAAAGCAAAUAUGAACACAUUCGUUCUUUUACAAGUGAUGUUAUUGCACAUCAAGCUGAUCUCCGAUUCAUAACCAUGGCUGCUCAAAAAUUUAUUGCCGAAUCACAGGAUUACUUGAAAGCUCUUAAUACUCUUCGUGUAAAUCUACCUGAGAAAUUGCCUGCAAUUAAAGCAUCAGAAAGUGAAAUAAAAUCAGAGGUUCAAGAGGUUACUAAUGUUUUUCGAAAUUUUCUUAAUGAAGUUACUAGAUUAAGUGACAAUUAUGCUGUAAUUUGUAGCAAGUACCGUUCCUAUGUAGAAGUAGCUGAAAAGGCCAAAAUUUGGAUUUCUGAUGUCAAAAAGUCCUCUAAAAAAGUUAUUGAAGAACCUGUUGCUGACGAACCAUCUGCUGUUCAAGAUCAAUUAGACAAAAUAAAGCUUAUUAAUAUGGAAGUUGUUGGACAAGGAAGAAUAGUUGAAAAUGUUUAUCAGGUUGUAAAAAUCCUUACAGAUACUGCAGAAAAUUGCAACAUUGCUCCAGUUGAAGCAAAGGAUAUUGAAAAUACUUUAAACAAACUCCAAGAGGAUUACUCUGAACUUAUUAAUUCUAUUGCAUCACGCAUUAAAGAAUUACAGAUUGCUCUUAUUCAUUCACAAGAUAUUCAAGGUGGUUUAGAUAGAAUUUUAAAAUGGUUAGAAGAAACUGAAACUGCUCUGAAGCUCCAUAACAAACCUGUCAGUUUGAUAAUUGAAAAAUUGGAAGCACAGGUGCAAGAAUAUAAAAUUUUGAAAUCUGAUAUUGAAAACCAGAAGCAGAGCAUAGAAAUGUUGGCUUCAAGUGCCAAAGAAAUUUCAAGUGAUGCAAAUCCAAAACUUGCUAAGAAAGUGGAUACAAAAUUAAGGGACAUAUCUCAGAGAUUUGAUAAGCUGUGUGAAAAGAUUUCCAAGAGAUGGGCUUUAUUGGAAGAAGUAUCUGAGAGCGUCCAUGCAUUUCAAGAAAUGAGUUUGCAGCUUGAUGAAUUUUUCUCUGCUACUAUGGAACGCAUUGAAAGUAUCGACAAUGUUCACCGAACUGAUGUUGAUGGAUUUUCAUCAAUCAUUGAGUAUACUUUAAAUCAACGUAAUUCUAAAAAAGAUGACUUCGAUCAACUGUUAAAGGUUGGGAAAAUGCUUGUUGAAAAGAAAGAUGUAUCUGAUACAAGUUUAGUAAAAGAUAAAAUCAGAAGUUUGGAGGAACAAUGGAAAAAUAUUGGAGAUUUAUUAAAUGAAAAGAAACAGGUGGGCAAAGCUAGAUCAGAACAGUUAGCAGCUUAUGAUACCCUACGUGUUAAGAUUUUGGACUGGCUGCUAAAAAUGGAAAGAGACGUUGAAAAGUUAGAGCCAGUAGCUCUGGAUCAAACUGUUUUAAAGAAACAAGCCACAGAAACUCAGCAUCUAUUAAAAGAACAUACAGAUUAUUCAUCGACUGUGGAAAAAAUUAAUGAUUUAGGAGUUUCUUGUGAAUCCGUGAUGAAAUUGGAUAGUUCUAAAGGAAAAUCCAGUCCAAUGAAGAAAGCUCCGAGUCCUACUCGGAAAUCUCCUUCAAAAUCUAGAUCAAAUGAAAACUUUUCAGUUUCUCCUGUUAAAAAUCAAGUUACUACACAAAGUCCUUUAUCAACAGUUUCAAGUGGAUUUAGUAGUAGACGAAGUUCUACAGACAACAUCGGUGUUUUUGAUGAUAUUACUCCCAUUCAACAACAGUUAUCUGAAAUCAACGACCGAUACAACUGCUUGGGUGUUAAAAUUUCUGAACGUAGCCAAGAAAUAUCCACUGUAACGGAAGAAAUUCAUUCAUUUUACACUAUUAUAAAAGAAUUAGCAACUUUUAUAGAAGGAAGGCAGAAGCGUCUUCCAAAAGAAAACGUACUGCUUACAAAAGGAAGCAUUGACAAUCAUAUUGCUAACUUGAAAGAAAUUCAGAGAGAAGUUCUUGAAAAGCAGCCUGACAUGGACAAUCUUAAAAUGAACAUUCUUUGCACUUUGAGUAGAAGAAAAGCAGCAAAAGCUACAGAUCUGCAAGAAGAGUUGCUUAAUAUUGAGAAAAAGUGGAAUUCUCUUUCAAACAAUAUCAAACAAAUUCUUACCUUCCUGCAAGAUUUAAAAGAAUUUCAGGACUCUCAGCAAUUGAUGCAGAAUUGGUUAACACAAAAAGAGAAAAUGUUUCAAGUAUUAGGGCCUAUUGCAUCAGAGCCACGAAUGGUUACAUCUCAGGUUCAGCAAGUACAGGUUAUGAGGGAUGAGUUUACAUCACAAAAGUAUUUAAUUGAUCGUCUAAAUGAGUUAUCAAAGACAAUUAUAUUGCAUUUACAAAAUACUGGAUCAAGCACUGCAAAAAUCAAUGAACAAAUGGAUAUAAUUCAGCAACAGUGGAACGCUAUGUCUGGAAGAUUAAUCGACAGAGAAAAGAGUUUAGAAGCGGCUAGUAGUAUUGUUAAAGAUUUCCACAAGAACUUAUCUGAAUUGCAAGGGAAAGUACAGCUUGUUAGUGAUAAAUUCGAUGCUUUGGAAGAAAAAGAAGUGACCUUAGAAAUUCUUCUCAAGAAACUUUCGGAAAUGGAAGAAGAACUAGAUAAACAAAGGCCUUUACUUGCUGAUGCACAAAGUUUCUGUGAACAACUUUGUGAUGUACUAACAGAUUCGGCAUCAAAAACUGAGAUCAAGUACAAAAUCAGUCUGAUAGAGAAAUCUUAUGGCAAUCUCAAGAAAAAAAUCGAUAAUAAAAAAGCUGAAGUUGAAUCAUCUUUAAAAGAAGAUAAAGUAUUUUUCAAAGUAUGCGAGGAAAUAUGUUCAUGGUUGAAGACUAUUGAAACAUCAUUUUCUCAUUCUGGUCCAAUCUCAGCAGAUUUAUCAAAGUUAUUAAAGGAGAAAGAAAAUUAUGAGAGCUUCUAUAAGGAUAUUAUGAAUAAAGAACACGAAGUUUAUUUGUGUUUGAGCAAAGGGUCUGAUAUGGUAAAUAAACUGUCAGGCAAACAAGAAUCUUCCUUAAGAGCAAAAUUGGAUUCCAUUAAAAAGCAGUUUGAAAAGAUAAAGAAGAAUGCCAUUGACAGGCACACUAGUCUUCGUAGUUGCUAUGAAAACUGUAAAAGGUAUCAGUCUGCUGUGGAUACCUUUAUUCCUUGGCUCCAAGAUGUCGAGGAAAGAUUUCAUAAUAUAAAACCAUCAAACUUAAGGCGUGAAACGUUAAGCAAACAGUUAAAAGAAACGCAGGCAUUGAAAAGCGAACUGUCUGUUCAUUAUCAAGAAUUUCAAAAUAUUCAGCAAGUUGGAGAAGACAUUAUUUCAUCUUGCGAGACUGACAAAGAACCAACAAAAAAGCAGCUGAUAAGUUUGAAGAAAAAAUGGAAUGAUCUUAACACAGAUGUCAGUACCAAAGUUCAAUCUCUUGAAGAUUUGUUCCAAACAGUACUCGAAUUUGAAGAAAACUUGCGUGAUAUUCAACAUGGAGUCCAACGUCUGGAAGAUAAAAUGUGUUCUCAUGAUGCUUUAGGUGAUGUUUCAUGUGAUCCUGUAUUGCUGGAUUGUCUAAAAGUUCUUUUAGAGGAGGCUGUUGGAAUGAAAAAUGAAAUAACUAAAUUGAAAAAAUUUGCAAAAGUGGUCAUACAAAAAGCCGGGGAUGGGACUGAUACCACAGAAAUUUUGAAAAGUGUUGACGAUAUUGAAAAGCGAUAUACUACUAUUACAAAGAAUUUAGAAACUCGAUGUGCAACUCUAAGUGCAUCUCAUAAAAUUAUUACGGUUUUUAUGGAACACAUAAAGUCUCUUCGUACCGAAUUAAGCAACUUAGAUGAAGCCUUCGACAAUAUGAGACCAAUUGCCCGAGAUCUCGCAAGUCUCAAGAAUCAAUUAAAAGACUUGAAAGAUAUCAGAUCUAAUCUUUCUCAAACAAAGAAAAAGUAUGUCGCCUCAGAGAAGAUAUACGAUGAUAUUUCCAAGCAGGAGCAUAUCUCUGAAACUAAAAGUUAUUUGGAGCAGAUAAAUAAUUUGAGCAAGCAAAUUUCUCGACUUGAAGAACAUAUAAAUGAAAGAGAAACAACUAUCAUUACUAUGACAACCCGAAUCGAGAAUUUUUACACUAUGUAUUCAGAAACAGAGAAGGUUAUAAAAUCUUUACUUAAGAAAGAGGAAGAGUUUGAAGCCUCUGUUGGUGAUGUAGAGACAAUUCGCAAGCAUCAACAAAAGUUUAAAGAAUUUCAAUCUUCAGAAGUAGUGCCUUUGAGUAAACAAAUAGUUGAAGUUAAUAAAAUUGGACAAGGACUUAUUCAGUCUGCUACAAGUGGAGUUGAUACUACAGAUUUAGAGCAGAAAUUGGAAAUUCUUAAUAAUUCUUGGAAUAGUUUACAGGAAUCCAUUAAUGAAAAAGAGAAAAAAUUGGACAUAGCCCUACUUCAAUCUGGAAAGUUCCAAGAAGCUCUAAGUGGUGUUCAAAAAUGGCUUAUCGAUACCGAAGAAAUGGUAUCAAAUCAAAAAGCUCCUUCACCAGAUUUUAAAGUGUGCAAAGCUCAAGUCCAAGAACAAAAGUUCUUGAAGAAAAUGUUACUUGAUCGUCAAAAUAGUGUCAUGUCUUUGAAAGCUAUAAGAACAGAAAUCAUUAGUAAUACAAAAACCACUGAAUUGGAGCAAGCUGAAACUUUGAUGGAAAAUAUUAGUCAUCGUUUCGAUGAAUUGAUAUCUACAGCUGAAGAGCGCAUGACUGUUCUUGAGAAAAUCAUACCUCUAGCUCAAGAAUUUCAAAUUGUAUCAACUCCUCUCGUCGAAUGGCUUGAAAGUUGUGAAAAGAAAUUGCUCUCUAUGACUUCUGUUCCCGUGGAAGAAAAUAAAAUCAAAGCUAUGGUGGCUGAACAUGAAAAAGUUUCAAAGGAUAUUCUUCAACACAAGAAACCUGUUGAGCAGUUGAAUACCAUUUAUGAAAAGCUUAAAACAAUUACUACAACCAGUGAAUCAGAUUCUUUGUGCCAGAAAAUCAGCACAAUUAAUGAAAAAUUCAACGAAAUUAAAAACUCAAGUGAAAAUGUGGGUUCACUUCUUAAGGAUGCUCAAAAAGGAAUCGGACAGUUUUCCACAACUUACAUCAAAGUUAUAACUUUUAUAGAAGAGACAACAGUUCAACUGACACACUUUCAAGUUUUAAGUGUUUACUCUGACAAACUACAAAAUCAGCUGAAGGAAUUGAAGAAACUCAAAGAGAAAUUAGAUACUGAAGAAUCUAAUGUUCAGAGAGUAAUAACAUCGGGUGAAGAAAUUAUGAAAGUUGCUUCAGGAGAGGAUUCCAUUCAAAUGAAAGAAAAAUUGGAUUCUCUCAACAUCAAACUUUCUGAGAUUUCAAACAAAAUUAAGGAAAGACUGAAGACAGCAGAAGAAUCUUUACCUUUGGUUGAAACAUUUUAUACCGCCAUCAAUAAAUUAUCUACCUGGCUAGAUUCUUUAGAGAAAUCUCUGAAAAUUCUGGAUAGUAGUACUCUGGAUGUUCAGAGAGAAAGCAUAAAAAAAAUGGAAGAAAGCAUUCCUGAGUACCGAAGUGUUUUGGAAACUAUUAAUAAUACUGGCCCGCGUCUGUGCCAACUAGCUGCUGGAGAAGGAUCUGUAGUAAUAGAAAAUCAAAUGUCUCGGGCUAAUCAGAGAUUUGAGAAGGCGUCUGAACAAAUUCAAAGAAAGGCUGAACGUAUUCAACUAACACUCCAACGGAAAUAUGAUGUUAUUAGCGAUAUGGACGAACUUUCUGAAUGGUUCCAAGAAACAGAAAAGCGAGUUAUCGAAGAUGAAGGACUUUCGUCUGAACCUAAUGUUUUAACAGUUCUUUUGAAAGAACAAAAGUCUUUAUGUGAAGAGUUGAAUGCACAAAAGAACAGAGUUCGUGAUGUCAUUACAACAGCCAAAAAACUGAUGAGAGAAUCUUCUUCAGAAGACUUAUCCUACUUUCAUGAAAAAAUGGAAGCACUGAAAACAUAUUCAAAUAAUGUAUCUAUUGUUUGUCAAGAAAGAUUGAGUGCACUUGAACAAGCCCUUCCUCUUGCCCAACACUUCUUUGAGACUCAUUCUGAUUUAGGACAGUGGUUGGAUGAAGUGGAAGGAGAAGCAGAACUUUUAGAAGCUCCUGCAUUAAAUUCCGUACAGAUUAAAAAACAGCAGGACAGAAAUAAAGAUUUGACACAAUCCGUUCAGGAGCAUAAACCGUUGGUUGACAAACUUAAUAAAACCGGAUCUGCUCUAACUAAACUUUGCAAAGAUGACGAAUCUAGCAAACUAGAAGUUAUUCUUGAGUCUGAUAACAGUAGGUACAAUGCUCUUCGAAAAAUUCUUCGUGAACACCAGAAUGCUUUAGAAGAAGCUUUACAAGCAACAUCACAAUUUUCGGAUAAAUUGGAAGGUAUCUUGAAUGCACUGACUUCAACUGCUGAUCAGCUUCAUAAUGCUGAACCAAUUUCAGCACAUCCUGAUAGAAUACAAGAGCAAAUAAAUGACAACAAAGCUGUUCUGCAAGAUCUUGAUAAACGAACUAUAACUCUAGAAGCUGUUAAAAAAGCGGCAGAUGAUGUAAUAGGAAAAGCCAGUACGAUAGAUGAACCAGCUGUAAGAGACAUAAAAAUGAAAUUGGAUAGAUUGAAUGAUUUGUGGGUGACAAUUCAGACAGCUGCUCAUAAUCGUGGGAAGUCCUUGGAAGAAGCUUUAGUAGCUGCUGAAAAAUUCUGGGAUGAACUAACUGCUGUUAUGAAAGCAUUGAAAGAACUUCAGAGCAAUCUUAAUUGUCAGGAACCCCCAGCUGUAGAACCUGCUGCUGUUCAACAACAACAAGAAGUCUUACAAGAAAUUAAGCAAGAAAUCACUCAGACCAAACCAGAGGUAGAUCACUGUCGUCAAGCAGGCCAAAAUUUGAUGCAAUUAUGUGGCGAGCCUGAUAAACCAGAUGUGAAGAAGCAUAUUGAAGAUUUAGAUUCAGUAUGGGAAAACGUUACUACUCUGUAUGCUAAACGAGAGCAGAAUCUGGUAGAUGCUAUGGAGAAAGCAAUGGUCUUCCAUAAUACUAUGCAGAAUUUGUUAGAAUUCUUGGAUACUUUUGAAGAUAAAUUCAGCAAUUUUGGAGCUGUAUCUUCUGAUAUAGAUGCAGUAAAAAGUCAAAUUAAUGAACUAAAGAAUUUCAAAUCUCAAGUUGAUCCACAUAUGGUAGAGGUUGAAGCACUGAAUCGCCAAGCUCAGGAACUAAUGGAGCGUACUUCUUCUGAUCAAGCUAUCUCUAUUCGAGAGCCUCUUAUUGAUAUCAAUAAGCGUUGGGAUGAUUUAUUGAAAAGCAUUGUUGAGAGACAGCGUGAAAUGGAGAAUACACUUUUGAAACUUGGGCAGUUUCAACAUGCUUUAGAAGAACAUCUGAUAUGGAUGACAAAAACUGAAAAAACAUUGGAUGAAUUAAAACCAGUAUUUGGAGAUCCACAAGUUAUAGAAGUUGUCCUUGCCAAGCAUAAGGUUAUUUCAAAUGAUAUUCAAGCACAUCAGUCUAGCAUUGAUGCUAUCAACAGAGCUGGACAUGAAUUUGUAGAUUCUGAUCGAGGCAGUGAGGAUGCUAAAUCUACACACAAUAAAUUGCAGAAUUUACAAAUACGGUGGCAGCAUUUGCAGAAUAAAUCGGCUGAACGCUAUCAGGAACUGGAAGAAGCUCUCAAAGAGGCUCAGCAAUUUCAUCAAGACAUUCAAGAUCUCCUUAUGUGGUUAAAUGACAUAGAUGGGCAAUUGGUGACAUCUAAACCAGUCGGAGGCCUGCCAGAGACAGCAAGGGAACAGCUAAAUAAAUUUAUGGAUUUAUAUAAUGAGCUCGAUACAAAUCGGUAUAAAGUGGAAAAUAUAAUUCAACAAGGUCAAAAUUAUUUGAAGAAGUCUGGUGAAAGUAAUACAAAAGCUCUUCAGCAUAGCUUGCGUACUCUGAAGCAAAGAUCAGAUAAUGUUUUAAACAAAGCAAAUGACAGGAAGAUAAAACUAGAAAUUGCCCUUCGUGAAGCUACAGAAUUUCAUGAAGCAUUGCAACAAUUUGUAGAGUGGUUAACAAAUGCUGAAAAAUACCUUACUAGUCUGAAACCUGUGAGUCGUCAUAUGAAAGCAGUAUUAGAGCAAAUUGAAGAGCAUAGGAAUUUCCAGAAAGACUUGAGUGCACAUCGAGAAGUUAUGCUGAAUUUAGACAAGAAAGGAACUCAUCUCAAAUAUUUUAGUCAAAAGCAAGAUGUCAUAUUAAUUAAGAACUUGCUUAUUAGUGUGCAGCAUCGAUGGGAAAAGGUAGUUUCAAAGGCAGCAGAAAGAACUAGAGCACUGGAUCAUGGAUAUAAAGAAGCUAAAGAAUUUCAUGAUGCUUGGACAUCACUCUCAGCAUGGCUAGACGAAGCAGAGAAAAUCUUGGAUGCAACUACUCCAAUUGGAAAUGACCCACUCAAAAUAAAGAAGCUUUUAUCGAAGCAUAAAGAAUUCCAGCGAAGUUUGGGUUCAAAACAGAUAACAUAUGAUUCAACAAUGAAAAUUGGCCGAAUUUUGAAAGAUAAAUGUCCAAAACAAGAUGUUCAACUCAUUCAAGAUAUGAUUGAUGAAUUGAAAGUUCGUUGGAAUAAAGUGUGUUCGAAAUCUGUUGAUAAACAAAGGAAACUAGAAGAAGCGUUGCUGUAUUCUGGACAAUUCAAAGACGCUGUUUUGGCUUUGAUGGAUUGGUUUGAUAAAGCAAUCACAUCGUUGUCCGAGACAAAACCAUACCAUGGUGAUUUGGAUACUGUUACUUCUUUGAUAGAACAACACAAAUCCUUUGAAGAAGAAUUGAAAAACAGAGGCUUAAGUAUGGAAUCUGUUUGUAAAACUUCUAUUGAUCUCAAAAAGCAAGCUAGUGCUACUGAUGUUGAAAGCAUAUCAACUCAAGUGGACGAAUUAAAAGCAAAAUGGAAAAUAGUUUCUGAUUUAAGUGAAAAGAAAAAACAAAACCUUUCUCAAGCUCUUCAGCUGGCUGAAAAACUGUAUAAGAUGGUACAUAUAUUAUUGGAGUGGUUAUCAGACGCCGAAAUGAAAUUGCGUUUCUUCGGAUCUCUUCCUGAAGAUGAGGAGUCAACAAGAAAGCAAAUUGCUGAUCAUGAAAAUUUCUUGAGUGAGAUGAGAGACAAAGAAAAUAUUAAAAAUGACACGUUGACACUGGCUCAAGAUAUACUUGAGAAAUGUCAUCCUGAUGGUAUAUCAGUUAUUCGACACUGGAUUACCAUAAUUCAAUCUAGGUGGGAUGAGAUAUCUGCUUGGGCUAAACAGCGUGAUCAGCGACUUCGAGAUCAUUUGCUGUCUCUACGAGAUAUUAACAGCUUAUUAGAAGAACUUCUUGCGUGGUUGAUUAAAGCAGAAUCUUCAUUAACCGAGUUGGAAGCGCAACCUCUUCCUGAUGAUUUGCCUACAUUAGAUGAGCUUAUUAAAGAGCACCAGGUUUUCAUGACAGAUAUGUCAAAAAAGCAAACUGAUGUUGAGAAGAUAUCAAAAGCAUUUUCUUCUAAGCGUCAUCAAGCAAAAACAUUAGUACCGCCAUCGCAGUUAAAGGAGAAAUCGAAGGAUAAAUCGUCUCGUUCUGGAACUCCUACUCCUCUGAAGACCUCAACUCCAUUGCGACCACAAACUGAUUCUGAUAUCAAACAUCCUAGGGCUAGGCUACUUCUAGAAAAGUGGAGAAUUGUAUGGCUUCUUGCAAUGGAAAGACAAAGAAGACUACAAGAUAGGCGUAACUAUUUGCUUGAGCUUGAUCGAAUAAAGCAUUUUGAUUUCAAUGAUUGGCGGAGCAGGUAUCUUGGUUGGCUGAAUAAUAAGAAAUCUCGCAUUAUGGAUCAGUUUAAAAAGAUUGACAAAAACAAUCACGGAAAAGUGACUAAACAAGAAUUUAUUGAUGGAAUUCUUAAAUCAAAAUUUACAACAAGUCGCUUAGAAAUGGAAAGAGUAGCAGAUAUUUUUGACAGAAAUGGUGAUGGUUUUAUUGACACUAAAGAAUAUAUUGAGACUUUACGUCCAGAACGGGAGGAUCGUCCAAAAACAGAAGCAGAAAAGAUUCAAGAUGAAGUUCAACGUCAAGUAUCGAAAUGUACUUGUGUCCAUCGUUUUAAAGUUUAUCAAGUGGGAGAAGGAAAAUAUAGGUUCGGUGAUUCUCAAAAAUUAAGAUUGGUGAGAAUUUUAAGGAGCACAGUUAUGGUGCGUGUUGGUGGAGGCUGGGUAGCUCUUGAUGAAUUUUUGGUGAAAAAUGAUCCUUGCCGAGCAAAAGGAAGAACCAACCUCGAAUUAAGAGAACAGUUUAUACUAGCUGAUGGAGUAAGCCAGUCAAUGGCUCCUUUUAAGCCGAAGCCAAGUCCUAAUUCUUCAGUUUCAUCUCAGAGUGGCACAACAAACUCCAUGCCUUCAGCUGGCCCAAUAACUAAGAUUCGAGAAAAAAGUGAAAGAAGUACGCCUAUGAGACAAAGCCGUUCUUCUGCUGAAAACAGUAGUGACAUUAGUGGACCCAGUUUCAGUGAAACAGACAGCUUUAGUAACAGAUCUGGUUUUUCUAGAACAACUCCAUCUCGUUUAAGUCCACGAACUGCAUGUGGUAAACCAUCAAGUAGGCCUUCAAGUAGGCCGUCAAGCCGUCAAGGUAGUCGACCGCCAAGCAGAGCCCCUAGUGACCUUUCCCAGGAUGGAAUAGAAGAUUUUAAAACAAAUAGAAAACAAACUAUAACUGGAAAUGGUGUUGCUCAAAAAGUGCCUGUUCUUGGGAAAGCUAAAUCAGCAUCAGAAUCUUCAAAAAUUCCAUCUGUUCAGAAAUCUACAAAGCAACCUUUAAAUAGAGACACUUCUCGAAAAAUUGAAUCGCGAAAGGAAUAAUAAAGAAAUCAUUCCAGACAUAGUGAUAUUGCAUACUAGCAGUUUUAUUUUAUUCAGUCCUUUUUAUUCUGCUCAAUAAUGCAAGUUAUCAAAAGCUAUUAACCACUCGCAAAAUCAGUACUUGUAGUACUGGGAAUUAAUAUUGCAAAAGUUGUUUAUCAGCUCACAUUUAGUUAUUGCUGUUAAAGGAAUAUAUAUUUGUAUAUAUUUAAUGCAGAGUUUAUACUUUGUAUCAGCUGGUGUCGCUGAUGAAGCUUUUUAUAUUACUACUGUAAACAAACAGUGCUUUGCAGUUAAUCACAAUGCAUUUGCUAGUCUUAUUUGCCAAAUAUAUUUUUGUGGUGAUGGAUAAUGAACGUUGAGCAGAUAUGACAUUCCAUUGUACAUGUUUCUAAUAUCUGUAUAAAUUUCUUAAGUAUGCUUCAUAUCUGUAAAAGUUGAAAUGGAAUCCUGUUUAGUCAGUUGCUAUAAAACUGAUAAGGUUAACAGCCAUGUUUUAAAUUGAAAAGUUAUGAUAAAUGUGUAAUAUUUGUCAAUAUUUUUGCACAAAAUUCAGAUUUUUUUAAGAUUUCAUAUUCAUAUAAAUAAUGUAAAGGAACAUUUGUUUAUGAAUUUAAAGUGUGCCAAGGAAACGUUCGUUAUUUAAAGAGUGUUAAAUAUAGUUAAAGAGAACAAAUUAAUUUUAUUUAGGAAGAGUUCUUAAGGAACUAGGGACAUUUUCAAUUGACAUUCCUCUUGUACAACUUUUUUAUCGUCUAUUUACAAAUUACGGUAGCAUGUUAAAAUUAGUUAAUGUAAUAUGUGAAUUCAUAUUUUUAGAAUCUUAUCUUCAAUGCUGAAAACUAAGCUGAAUAUUGUAAAACAAUUAUCUUGCCUAUUUCAUAAUAAAUAAAUAUAUAUA